AUGCCUGCGCAGAAGGCAACCGUCGAUGUGGAAGCAAGGAAACGAAAGAAGGCGGGGGAUACCGGGAAAUCGAAACUCAGACUGAAUAAAAAAGUGGAAUUAAUGCUGAGCAGCGUGCGCUGGAGAGGCUACGCCUGUCCAAGCCGUGGGCUGCCAGCCUCCUCUCCGGGAGAUUACCGAGGAGCGCGGGGAAGGCUCUGUACACCCCGGGCAGAGAGCCUCUCCGGGAGAUUACCGAGGAGCGCGGGGAAGGCUCUGUACACCCCGGGCAGAGAGCCUCUCCGGGAGAUUACCGAGGAGCGCGGGGAAGGCUCUGUGCAGCCCGGGCACACAGCACCGCCCGGCGCUCUCCGGCGCGGCUCCCGCGGCCCGCUCGCCCCUCAGGGCCCCGCUGCUCCCGGGAACGGGAAGCGGAAAGGACAGCGCCGGGGCGGAGCGGAGUGCGGCCGGGGCGAUGUCCUGGUUCUUGCUGGAGGCCGCCUGGUCCCUGCUGACCACCGCCUGGUCCCUGCUGGCCGCUGUCUGGUCGCUGCUGGUUGCCGUCUGGUCCCUGGGGGCCACGGCCUGGUCCCUGCUGGUCACCGCCUGGUCCCUGCUGGCCGCGACCUGGUCGGUGCUGGCCACGGCGUGGUCGCUGCUGGCCUCCGCCUUCCUGGGGGCGCUGGCGCUGCUGCAGCAGGGCCCUCCGACGCGGCGCUGCGGCGGCCUGGAGAUCGCCGAGCUGCUCCAGGACCUCCUGCGCUAGGGGGGGCGGUGCUGCCGCGCGUGUCCCGGUACCGCAGCCGCGGGUGGUUUACUCACUUUUAUGUGGUUUCUGUGCUCUGGAAUGGUUUUCUGCUGAUCUGUCUUUUCCGAGCUGAGUUCCUUGGAGAGUCACUCCCAUCAUGGAUUCAGCACAUGCACCAUGCUCUUGGCAGAGAUUCUCAGAGGAAGGACACAGAUCGAGAGCACUUCUCUGCGCUCCUGGUUCUCUUGCUCCUUUGGCUGCAUAGCUGUCGAAGACUUGCAGAAUGCCUCUGGACCAGUGUGUUUUCCAGUGGUGUCAUUCAUAUCGUGCAGUAUUGCUUUGGACUUGGUUACUACAUUGCUGUUGGUUUAACUGUGCUGUGUCAAGUGCCUACUAAUGGUAGGAAUGGAAAAAAGCUUUCUGUGCAGAUCUGCUGGUAUCACAUUAUAGGAGUUAUGAUGUACAUUUGGGCCUCUCUUCACCAGCACAGAUGCCUUGCAAUUCUAGCUAAUCUUAGAAAAAGCAGAUCAGGAAAGGUCGUAAGUCUGAGCCACAGUGUACCUUUUGGAGACUGGUUCGAGAGCGUUUCUUGCCCUCAUUAUUUUGCAGAGCUCCUCAUAUAUGUUUCUAUGGCCAUCACACUUGGAAUUCACAAUGUCACGUGGUGGUGUGUAGUGAUGUAUGUUCUUUUUAACCAGGCACUGGCUGCUGUUUUAUGUCAUGAGUUUUAUCAGAAAAACUUCAGCUCCUACCCAAAGCAUCGAAAAGCAUUUAUACCACUUGUUUUUUAGAGAAGUUUUUCUGAAGUAUCUCCAUGCAAACUGGGAAUAUAAGAGAUUAAUGGUUUAUUAAAACCAAGGUAAAGUUGCACAUUUUCUCUAAUUCUAACUCAAAACCCCGUAAUUUUAAUGAUAGUCUUGUCUAUGUUACCAAUUUGUGAGGAAAUGUAAGGUCUCUGCAUAUCAUGCAACCUAAAAAAGGUUUACUGAAGACCUUAAUUCAAAGUGGAGAGAUGCUAAUUGUGUCGUUUCUCUUUUAUAAUUAUAUCUUAUGUAUAAAACACAUGCAGCAAGUCCAAAUUCAUAUAUGUGAAGGCUAUUGAAAGGAGGG
Ficedula albicollis (Collared flycatcher) is the source of this 1837-nucleotide messenger RNA. It is a transcript of the gene SRD5A3, whose product is annotated as steroid 5 alpha-reductase 3. Gene Ontology annotation, cellular component: endoplasmic reticulum. The record is from RefSeq and is a predicted model, not a curated record. Gene Ontology annotation, biological process: polyprenol catabolic process; dolichol-linked oligosaccharide biosynthetic process. Lineage: Eukaryota; Metazoa; Chordata; Aves; Passeriformes; Muscicapidae. Gene Ontology annotation, molecular function: 3-oxo-5-alpha-steroid 4-dehydrogenase activity. The transcript has 7 exons. Bases 1 to 1518 code for a protein of 505 amino acids.